AAACGGUUUGCGUUUUGUCUUUAUUUACCACCAGAAGCCUCCAUGUUUGCCUUGCAGUAAGGCCGCUUUAAGCUAUAAGCAGGUUCUCCACCACACAGGCUGAAAUUACCCAGCGUAUACCAUGUCUAACGUCGAAAUCCUAAAACAGGCGGAAAGUGCUUUCAAAACGGGAGAUCUGCGUACUGCAGAAGAAUCUUAUGUUCAUCUCUUGAAGCUGCCUUCUUCCAAGUCGGAAACGCUCGCGAAUGAGCAAGAAGAAGCACUUCUUCACCUCGCUGAUUUGUUUGUAAAGGAGAACCGUACUGAGAAUCUCGCUGAGUUAAUUCGUUCUUCGCGUACUUUAAUGGUCAAUUUCUCAAAGGCCAAAUCUGCUAAAUUAAUUCGUACUCUCAUUGACAAACUCUCGGAGUGUCAGAAUGCUUUACCAAUCCAAAUUUCCAUUACUAAAGACUGUAUCAAAUGGGCUGGCGAAGAAAAGCGUACUUUCCUGCGUCAGGCUUUAGAAACGAGACUUGUAUCUUUGUUAUAUGAAAAUGCUUCGUAUGCUGAGGCAUUGGAACUCAUUAAUACCCUCCUGGGGAGCUUAAAAAGAAUGGACGACAAGCUUGUUCUUACAGAAGUACACCUGCUUGAAUCCAGAGUGUACCACGCCAUCCGAAACCUCCCGAAAGCUCGUGCUGCUUUAACAGCAGCUCGUACUUCUGCUAAUGCCAUCUACUGUCCCCCAGCGCUGCAGGGUGGUUUAGAUUUACAGAGUGGUAUUCUGCAUGCAGAAGACAUGGACUUUAAAACCGCUUACUCUUAUUUUUACGAAGCUUAUGAAGGUUACACCUCACUGAAUGACGACAAAAAGGCACUUGCCUCCUUAAAAUACAUGCUCCUUUCCCAAAUUAUGCUUAAUUCGGCUUCAGAAGUGAAAUCACUUUUGUCUGGAAAGCACGCAAUAAAGUUUGCUGGUCGUGACUUAGAUGCUAUGCGUGCAGUUGCUAAGGCUCAUGAGGACCGUUCACUCGCCGCUUUCGAAAAAACCUUGCUGGAAUACAAGAGUGAGUUGGCUUCGGAUCCUGUUAUUCGCUCUCACUUUUCUGCUCUAUAUGACAACCUUCUGGAGCAGAACUUGCUCCGUGUCAUUGAACCUUUUAGCCGUGUCGAGGUCGCUCAUGUCGCCAAACUUAUUGGACUUUCCACUGCUCAAGUGGAGGGAAAGCUCAGUCAGAUGAUUUUGGACAAAGUGUUUUACGGUAUCCUUGAUCAAGGCAGUGGUUGCCUUAUAAUCUUUGACGAACCCCAACAAGACAAAACCUAUGAGGCUGCGCUUGAAGUAAUCAAGCACAUGGGAAACGUUGUGGAUUUGUUGAUUGAAAACAAGGCUUCCUCUUUGUUUUAGUCAUGAAUAAAAGAUUGCUUUUGUCCAAAAAGUAAGCUUGAAAACUUGUUAGUCUAUCGGUUACGGGAAAGAUGAAAAAAAGGGGGAAGAUCUUAAACUUGUUCAUCAAAUUCUAUGUUGUCAUCGACUGUGAGGGCAAUGCUGGGAUCACUGCCUUCGCUAUUUUCGCCGUACUUAGUUGCUCUCCAACCAGUAGGUGUGCUUUCGUCCUUUACAAGCUCGACUGUAGGGAAGUAGUGCUUGUUCAUCUUAAUAGUAAGGACGACGUUCACGUAAUCAAAGCUAACUGUUUUGACACGAACAUAUGAGUUGUCGGGGACCUUGCGAAUUUCUCUAACAAAAGCAUCGAGAUCUGGUGUCGGUACACCGUUGACCGCAGUAAUGUAAACGGCCAUACCCAACUCAAAUUGGUCUGCCGGGGAGCCGUGUGUAACUGUAGUCACAUAAACCUGGGAGGGAAGUUUUGUCGACUGCAUACGAACAGAACGAUGUGGAGCUUGAAGUACAGCGCCCCAGCAAAUCACUACAUGAUCUGUUUCGGUAUUCUUUGUAGAAAACGUCGGAACAGUCAGUUUUAAUAGUUCACCAUAGCGGAGGAUUUCAACUUCCACAGACUCAACGUUCUGUUCGACUUCCAAUUGCUCGACGCUUGUAACCAACUUUCCGUUGAUAGUCAACAAGAGAUCGCCAUCAGUUAAAGUACGUUUAGUACCGGCCUCAACAUGCGUGACCAUGAAAAGUUGUCUUUUUCUUUCGUUCGCCUGCUCGAACUUUUGCACCCAUUCCUGGGUUAAACCCAUGCUACGGGCAUUAUAAAUUUGCACUGCACGAACUUCAACAUUAAGAAGUCUAGGGUCCCCAGUUUCCCCGUUUUGCAAACGCUUGAGAAUGGGUAAAACAACGCGCGAAGAGAUACCAAGCUGAUAUUUUGCGUCAGACCCAUUAGAUCUAUGCUCACCCAAAUGCAUCAACCAAAGUCCAACAAUUUCGCCCAUAUCAUCAGCAAGGACACCAGACUCGCACAUGUUGCCUAAAUUAGACUCAAUGGUUAUGGCUUCUAUAUUAUAAGCACGGUAACGAGGCAUUAGGUUGUGAGGUAUAACAUGAGUUGUUAUGUCAAUAAUGGAAGUUCUUGCGGCCAUCACUCUUGAUCUUACAUUGAAUCCAAAAAAGUUAACAGUGUCACCCUGUUGCACUUGAACGUCGCUAAGCUUUGCGGCUCUAAGAGGUGUGUCACCAACCAAUUUUGGAUCGUAGCGAAUAAAAGCAAGGUUUUGGGUAGGAUGUAAGAAUACAGCUUUUGCAGGAAUGACAACGGAAUUCGCGAUGGUGAUAUUGAUGUCAAGCAUUUCAAAGGGAAUAGUAUAACGACUCGUUACAGCUAAACCUCGUUCAGUGUCCAAGAUUAAGGCAGUUCCUUUGCUGCGGCUUCUAGGAUAACCAUCCAAGCGGACAGGCAAAUAGCAGUCUACCGUUACAAAACAGUUCACAAGACCUGCUGUGGGGCCGAAGCUCUCGACAUCAAUGCGAGGAAUGGACGCCGUUUGAGGCUGUAAUACUUCAGAAGGCACAGGAUCCGCCAAGUUAGUGAAGUCCCAAAGACCUGUUUGAUCAUUACGAACAACAAGACGAAAAGCCCUUGCCCAGUGACGGUCAAUAUCCACUACGGCAGUGCACAAAGUGUGCAUAUCAUGAAUCAAGCGGUAAGUUACCACGACUCGUUUGCGGUCUGGUAAUGUUUUCAUAACUUCAAUGAAAGCGUCCAAGUCUGGUACAGGCUUGUGCGCUAUACUUUCAAGGAGGUAACCAUAGUCUGAUCCUUCCAAAUAGAAAGAACCCGUAGGUUCGCUAAUAAAAACUCGUCUAACGGGAAGAGCAUACUGGCGGGCAAGCUGGUAAGAAAGAUUGUGAAACGUCGCCCCACACACCUCGACAUAGCGAUCGGGGGCAAUUGCAUGCGUGUUGCCAACCGUAAUAGUAAGCUCGACUUUUUCAGGUCCACGUUGAACGGUUAACUGAACAUCUUGCCCAACUAACUCGUCCAAUACGCUUUCCAACUCAAUCAAGUUCACCAAAUAUGAACCAUUCAAACACAAGAGAAUAUCACCCUCUUGGAGCUUUUGGUAUGACGGUCCUUCAGGAAGCACGUUUUCAACGACAAGCAUAUUCGUUGCUUCGGGGAACAGCUUACGAACGCGCUUUUCAACGUCCGAAGGCAAACCGAAACGAGAACACUCGUCAAACGGUUUCAUGAGUAACUGGGCUUGUAUGGUUCCCCGAGUGAUGGGCUUGUUUUGCUGUAAACAACGAAGAGCACGCAAUGGUCUGUCUAAAGGCAAAAAGUAAUCGGUAGCAGCCAUAAGGUGCCCGCCUGCUUGCAAAGCUACCACAUAGCCGUUGCUGUCCACUACAGGACUUCCACUAGAGCCCCCGCUAGCGUUCGCAGCAGCUUGAAUGUAGCUCGUGUUAAAGUCACAGUACGUGUACUCGCCGUAUUCGGGAACAUUGCGAUCAACACGUGAAAUCCAGCCAGCAAGAAUACUCAACUUCUCAGCAGCAUCGUUACCGACAACGCGAAUUUCCUUGCCAACCUUGGCAAGGUCUGGACGCAUCUCGAGUUGCUGAACCUUCAUAUACCGAAUCUUCUUAGGGUCAAAUUUUAGAAUACCAAAAUCGUGCACGGGAUCUCGGUAGAUGGGAUAAACCUCGACUUCCUCGUGAUUGUCCAAGACGGCGCGACCCACAAAUGGACCAGCACAGGCAACAUGACGGUUGGUCAUCAUAUAUCCAUUUUCAGCAUCCACAAUGAAAGCACUAGCUUCACCCGUUUGCGCUCCAUCCGUAUCAAAAGAAGCAACUUGGCUAAAACGAAUGGAAACAACACUCUUCACAACGCGAGAAAUUGAUUCUUUCCAUUUUCCACUUUCAAAAAUCUUUCUAGGAGGCGAGUCAUCUACAAUUUCAUCCAAUGUAACCGAGUCCACAGCCAUCUGUAAGUCAUUGUCGUUCAAAUGAUCGCGUUUUUCCUUGCUAAGAGUCCCAAUUCUUGUUCUUUUUUUCAGUGUCAUGUCUGCUGCAGAAUGGCACUUCUCAGGGUGAAUAAGCUUGGAUGCCUCGUAUUUGGUCGCCUGUAGAUCCGA
Messenger RNA from Schizosaccharomyces japonicus yFS275, 4527 nucleotides. Its product is annotated as 19S proteasome regulatory subunit Rpn6. Gene Ontology annotation, biological process: proteasome assembly; proteasome-mediated ubiquitin-dependent protein catabolic process; protein catabolic process. The record is from RefSeq and is a predicted model, not a curated record. The transcript is spliced from 5 exons. NCBI's taxonomy places the organism in Eukaryota, Fungi, Ascomycota, Schizosaccharomycetes, Schizosaccharomycetales, Schizosaccharomycetaceae. The coding region runs from base 122 to 1387 and encodes 421 amino acids. Gene Ontology annotation, cellular component: proteasome regulatory particle, lid subcomplex; proteasome storage granule; proteasome complex. Gene Ontology annotation, molecular function: structural molecule activity.